AUGGGCCUACAUUUCUAUCGCAACCCUGAUGAGGAUGAGGUCAACAGUGCAGCCGCAAAACUCGAUCGGGCUGCUGCGUGGAGACGCUCUGGUAUACGACGCGAUCCUGUGGCUCGUCCGAGAGAUCAAUCUCCCACUGCCGGACUUACAAAUAUAAUACGCAGUCGCCAUGAGAUGCGACAAGCACGUCUGCGAGCACAUCGGGAGUUCCCAGAGACCGAUUCUCAAAUUGAAAUCCUGGAGGCUGAGAUAGAGCGUCUGCGCAGAGAACGUGAAAGGACCAUCGCACGACAGAACGAACAAACUCGCGACCGUCUUGUUCGUCACAUUGAAAACACCUUGAAUCUAGCAAGCGCUGGCUCGCCGUCGUCACACGGUGGUAUAUAUCUGCCACCACUCACGGACGAAACAGUCGAGGAACAGGCGUCCUCUGAAGCUAUCUCUCUCCCUCGCCCUGCCAGAGAGUCCAAUCUGCGCUUCGAAUUAGACACCACUUCCGCGGCCAUCCCUAUUUCUCCUAGGCAGCAAGCAAAUUUCAUUCCAAGUCCACCACUCUCGUUGAGUGACGCUUCAAGACGUCGACCUGUGGAUGGACCCCUGGAGACAUGGGAAACUACUCCAUCCUUGACGAGAGACUUUGCUCCUGCCCGUGUCGCCAGAGCCACUUUAAGGGGAAGAGAAGACUCGACAGCUGCGACCACUACUACACGACAGACAGAAGAUGAUGGUGCGCCUGGUCUCGAAACCCCUCCGCCAGAAUCAUGGGAAGGCUCCUAUCCACCUCUUCGUCGAGUUCCACACAUGUCACCACGUCCACUCCCACGCACCACUCUUGAUGGUCUUGGAGAUAGACGCCGCAGUCCAAGCCCUUUGUUGUCGGAAACACCCGAAGAAGCUACCUGGAAUCAUCUACUUACUACAAUGGACAACAGCACUCGCACGAAUACUGCAAGCGCUUCUACAUCAUUCACGUCAACCGUAUCGACGACCGCUCUUUCCACCUUGGAGCGCCAGAUACAGAGCGCUUCGACCAGUUUCGGCGAAAUAGGAUCUUCAUCUGAUGACACGUGUGAUCUCCCUCCAGGCAUUACAGAGGACGAUGUGCGCCGUAUCCGGGACCGUCAUCGACGCAGUGCUCGACGACUUCCAAACACUUCGCGAAGAUACAUUGCCGAGUCUGACCACCAUGAUCGCUUCCUAGAGAGUCUGGUGGACAGUAACACGGACACUGCCAUUGGAAUGUCAUCCCUUCGAGGAGAACCAUCUCUAGCUACUCUUAUUCAGGAAGAAAGAGCUAGAAAUCGUAGACAGAGAAGACAGGAUGAGUUGACCAUGCUGCAAGCUAUAGCUAACAGGCAACAAAACCACGAGACCAUACCUGAUGAUUGGUGGAGUCUUGCAGGCCUGCCCGCUAGCCUAGCCAGAGCUCACAACGACAUAUGA
This is a messenger RNA of Lithohypha guttulata, 1443 nucleotides long. RefSeq lists its product as uncharacterized. The coding region runs from base 1 to 1443 and encodes 480 amino acids. The record is from RefSeq and is a predicted model, not a curated record. Lineage: Eukaryota; Fungi; Ascomycota; Eurotiomycetes; Chaetothyriales; Trichomeriaceae. The transcript has 2 exons.